Molecule: messenger RNA, 3021 nt
Organism: Aedes aegypti (yellow fever mosquito)
Lineage: Eukaryota; Metazoa; Arthropoda; Insecta; Diptera; Culicidae
Product: aminopeptidase N
Exons: 4
Coding region: 52-2919 (955 amino acids)
Biological process (GO): proteolysis; peptide catabolic process
Cellular component (GO): cytoplasm
Molecular function (GO): peptide binding; metalloaminopeptidase activity; zinc ion binding
Source: RefSeq, a predicted model, not a curated record
CGUAGCUUCCAAUUAACCGUUCAGUUCACCUGAAUCGUGCAACCUGCCAGGAUGUGGAAAGCUGCGAUCUUGAUUCUGAGUGUAACAUCGGCCGUUUGGUCGGGAGUUCCCUUAGAGCGACAGAAUCUUCCAUCAACUCCCCGACAGGAGGUGCCUGUUUCCGGUUAUCGGCUUCCAAACAACACUAUUCCACUCCGGUACAACGUAGAACUGACAACGCACGUUCACGACCACCAAAGUCCGAAUCAGUUUGAUUUUAAUGGAAAAGUCACAAUUUGGCUGCGUGUCCUGGAAGAAAAUGUACAGAAUAUUACGCUCCAUUAUCGUCAAAUUACGGUAACCCAUGUGAAGCUUACCGAUGCCACCAAUACAGUACUCGUGAACGAUGACUCCAGCUUCACCACGGAUGUCACCUACGAGUUCCUGGUCAUUCUAGCGCCUUCGAUUUUGAGGAUCGGCGAUUAUUCACUAGAACUUGAAUACCACGGAGAGCUCCGUACCGAUAACGGGGGUUUCUACCGUUCGUCCUACACCGAUGCCAGAGGAAAUACUCGGUGGAUUGCAACGACACAGUUCGAGUCGACGGAUGCCCGACAUGCGUUCCCGUGCUACGACGAACCUGGUACCCGAGCUCCUAUCGGAUUGAAAUUAACGCAUGGAAACGCAUACCAUGCCAUCUCCAAUAUGCCCAUCAAAAGUUCCUUGCCCUGGAAUGCGACCUACACAGUUACCGAAUUUGAGGAUACCUUGGCAAUGCAAACGUAUCUGCUUGCAUUUGUCGUUUCCGACUUUGCGUUCAUCUCGAACACUGAGAACAAACAGUCUGUAUAUGCAAAUCCCGUCUCAAUUAGCAACGGAGAUCUUAAUUUUGCAUUGGAAGCUGGGGUGAAAGUGAUCAACGCUUUGGAGGACUAUCUGCAAGUCAAGUACUCUUUCCCGAAACUGGACCAGAUUGGAAUUCCUGAUUUCGCCGCCGGUGCAAUGGAAAACUGGGGUCUGGUCACAUACCGGGAAGAAGUUCUCAUCUACAACUCUACGAAGUCUCCGAUGGGCCAGCUGAAGCGCACGGCCUCAAUCAUUGCCCACGAAUACGGACAUCAGUUUUUCGGAAAUCUGGUUUCCCCGAAAUGGUGGAGCUAUCUCUGGUUGAACGAAGGAUUCGCCACCCUGAUGCAAUACAUAGCCGCGGACAAGGCGUACCCGGACCUGCGCAUCCAAGACAUGGCUACCGUAGAAGCGCUCCAAAAUGCUUUCCAAUCAGAUGCACUGGAAAAUACCCGCCCCAUGAAUAGCUAUGUCGAAACGCCAACUGCUAUCUCGGCAUUGUUUGAUGAUAUCGCUUACGACAAAUCUGGUUCCGUUUUGAGGCAGCUACAACACGCUUUUGGUGACACGGUUUUCCGCGCUGGACUCAAGUACUAUUUGGACGCCAUGCAGUUCCAACCGGCAACCCCUGCUGACUUAGCUGCUGCAUUGCAGAGAGCUGUAGAUGAUCACCAAGCACUUCCGUCGACCGUCAACGUCUCCGACAUUAUCAAUUCAUGGGCAGACCAGAGUGGCUAUCCGGUACUCCACGUGAGACGAAAUACAGACAACGUUAUAACACUAAGCCAGGAACGAUAUCUCCUGAAGCGCUCCAAAGAUGCCGUCAAGGGUACCUGGUAUCUACCGUACAAUAUGGCUACCUCACAAGCUUCCGAUUUCUCAUCUACUCUUCCCCAUGAUUGGCUUAUCGAUCAGACGGUUGAAUUGCGCCCUUCGGCAGCACUCAACUGGACCAUUGAUGACUGGGUUAUCUUCAACAAGCAACAAACUGGUUAUUAUCGUGUCAACUAUGAUGACAAACUAUGGGAACUGAUAACUCACGAGCUCCAUCACGGCAAUCACAGCUCAAUUCAUCAUCUAAAUCGUGCGCAGCUGAUUGAUGACUCGCUGAAUUUGGCUCGCUCCGGACACCUCAAAUACGACAUCACUCUAAAACUCAUUCAGUACCUCACCAAAGAAGAAGAAUACGUUCCUUGGGCAUCGCUCAACAAUGGCUUAGCGUACCUCAACCGAAUGCUGGCUGGAUCUAGCAAAUACAACCUUUUCAAGAAAUACGUCUGGGAACUGGUCGAACCGUCGUUCCACAAGUUUGGCCUCGAAAACAAACCCAGCGAUACGCAUUUCGCCAAACUAACACGAAAUAUCCUCAUCAAUUGGGCCUGCCAAGUGGGCUCGGAAGAUUGUCUAACCCAAACCAAUUCGCAACUGGCGGAAGUCGUUUCAAACAAAACCAAAGACAUCGAUCCAAACCUGAAGGGCGUCGUGUACUGCAAUGGACUGCGCAACGCCGACCGGAACACAUUCCAGUACGUAUUGGAUCGCAUGCACCGGUCGCAGGAUCCAUCCGAUCGGAUGCUGCUCAUCAGUGCCCUCGGAUGUUCGGAAAACACUGCUCUGUUGGAGAUGUAUUUGGCAACAUCGCUGGAUGAGACUGGCGAUUUUGGCUACCGUGGCCAGGAGCGAUCCCGAGUGUUCAGCGCAGUGUACGUCAACGGAAGGGUUGGCCUAGAGACGGCCAUGAAGUUUUUGGACGCCAAUGCCGCUACCAUCGAUCGGUUGUACAACGGAGGAAGUUUCGGUGGACGGGCCAUCGGUUCAGCCGUAACCGGAAUGGCCAGGCGAGUCGUCAACAAGGAACAGUAUGAUGACUUCCUAGCAAUGAACACCAGACUGGAAUCUGCGGGUUAUUUGAACGCUGGGGAACUGUCAACGGCAAAGGAGCUGUCCGGAGAAAACGUCCAGUGGACGAACACCUACUUCAACGUGAUUGAAAGCUGGUUGGAAGCGAACGUCAAAUCAGGAGCGGUGCGAUUUGGAACCGCCUCCAUGAUGACGGUAACGACUGUAGCGGCAUUGGUCGCAGUUCUGUUAUAGAUUCAGAAUCUGUAGGACGUAGGAUUGUCUGUUUCAGAGACCAGUAUCUCAUUACUAAGAUCGAAUAAAACUAGAUGACGAAUUGUCAGACAAAUAACAUGA